CUCUGUGAUGGUAAUGGCGAGCACGUUAUGUAACACACACUGAGAGAAAAUUUAUCUUCAGCACCCAAAAUACCCAAAGAUAUAUCUCGAAAUACUACAAUUGGUUACUUGUUAUGUCUAUCCAUUUAUAUUAUUUAAUUUUUAAUGAGGAAAAAGUCAAAGAGAAAAAGAAUUGAAUAGACUACUGUUGCUAAGUUAACAGCUGAUCAAUGUAAACUUGGCUGCCACUAUGAGAUAACCUGUGGGGUAGACCAGCAAUGUUGCGGAUAGCUACCAGAGGAGUGCAGCUCUUUCGCUCCCCCCAGACAUUUUCUACCCAAUGGCAAUACAUAUCCAAACACUGGGUAUAUACAUCUUCAACAUCAGGAACAUCUGUACUGCCAGUGUUUAGAAAAGCAUUACAGUACCAAGAUAAUGUAGCCCUGACUGAUGAGCACGGAGAACACACUUAUGGACACAUUCAUAAGUUAAGUGGUCACUUGGCAUGGCUGAUGCAGAAUGUACUUGGUGAAGACUCAGUGCAACAGCGUAUUGCUUUUCUCUGUCCAAAUGAUGUUUCAUAUGUCAUCACACAGUGGGCUACAUGGAUGGCUGGUCACAUUGCUGUGCCUCUCUGCCCUAAACAUCCAUCAUCAGAACUGGAGUAUUUUGUGCGAGACAGUGAGGCCUCCAUCAUUGUCACCACAUCAGACUUAACAAAUAAGAUCAAACCCAUUCUCUCUGGUCAACAGGUGAUAGUACUAGAAGAUUUCUUUUUCAAACCAUCAACCUCUGGUGAAGAUCAAGAUACUCCACUGGUAGAUUUAGGCAGCUCCUCAGGUGAUAAUACUACUCGGUUGAAGUAUGGCCGAGAUAACGAAUUUUACUCAGCCAGUGAUGCCUUAAUUAUCUACACAAGUGGCACUACUGGUCGUCCCAAAGGUGUGGUUCUGAGUCACAAGAAUGUGUUAUCCCAAAUGAGUUGCCUUCGUCAAGCUUGGGGCUGGACCUCUGGAGAUGCCAUCCUCCACUGCCUCCCUCUCCACCACGUUCACGGCAUUAUUAACGCACUCCUUUGUCCUCUCUAUGUUGGUGCCAGGGUAGUGAUGUUGCCACAGUUCUCGGCACCUGCUGUAUGGAGUCAGCUGCUCUCGCUUGACACUCCCGUCCAUUCACGUGUCAACCUCUUUAUGGCAGUGCCAACGAUGUAUGUCAAACUAAUUGAAGAACACAAGAAUAAAUUAAUAAAAAAUGCUCGAAUGCAGGAAUACGUAAAAUCUGUCUGUACGCAAAAUAUAAGACUUAUGGUUAGUGGUUCAGCUGCCUUACCGGAGCCAAUCUUUGAGCAGUGGCAGCAGAUCACCGGGCACACUCUCCUGGAACGUUACGGCAUGACUGAGAUUGGCAUGGCACUUUCUAAUCCCUUGAAGGGUACUCGUAAACCAGGAUUUGUUGGGAGCCCACUUCCAGGUGUUGAAGUGUGUAUUGCUAAAUUUGUACCAGGCAAUGACAAAUAUGAGGUGUUGUGUCAUGGAAAUAGCCAGGGAACUGAGGUUAUGUCUGAAGGAGAUACAGAGUCUGGAGAGUUAUUAGUACGUGGACCAAAUGUUUUCAAGGAAUACUGGAAGAAUUCUCAGGCAACGUUGAAGGAGUUUACUCAGGACGGUUGGUUUAAAACAGGUGACACAGCACAGUACACUGAUGGAGCAUACAAGAUUCUUGGACGUACUAGUGUUGACAUAAUAAAGAGCGGAGGUUUUAAGAUUUCUGCUCUUGAUGUAGAGCGUCACCUUCUGGCCCACCCUAAUAUUGUGGAUGUUGCUGUUGUAGGCAUCCCAGACAUCACCUGGGGCCAAAAAGUAGCAGCUGUAGUUGAAGUGUCCGGUGAUGAAAAUUUAGACCCGUUGGAGUUGAGAAAGUGGGGACAAGAACGAAUGCCUCACUACCAAGUUCCAUCUGUAAUAGUUAGUGUAACAAAUCCUCUACCACGAAACAACAUGGGAAAAGUUAACAAGAAGAACAUUUUGAAAGAAUUUUUCCCAGAAACAGCGAGUGUACCAUAGGGAUACUGUACAGUAUAUAAGGGUAACAAGUGCAAUUAUCUAGCAACAGAAAAUAUUGGAUGUAGCUGCUCUUGACGUCAUAAUGUUCUUUAUUGACAGAAAUGUGAACGGUGCUUUAAAUUUAGCAUUUGUGUUUUAUAAUUAUUUAAUUACCGGUAAUUUUAAUCAACGACCAAAUUUGCCAGAAUUUACAUUUUCUUCAAAUUUUGAUGCCUGUGUUUAUAGUGGUUUCCUUGUACUGCACUUGACAUUAUAAAAGCAAUCUCCAGGAACACCUGACAUGUUAAGUACAAAAGACUGGCAGAGUCUACAUGAUUCUAUGGCUGACCUACAGAAUGACUGGUAAAGCACCAGAGUAUAACCUUAUGGUAUCAUAGAAAUGCCUCUCAUGUUGGCUUUUAAAUCUACAAAAAGGAACUGAAAAUGAAGAAAAAAUUAAUCAUUACAAGAGAAGAAAAUAUGUUUGUCUGAUAAAUUAAUAAGAAUAUAAAGAAGAUUCAUUGAUUUGAGUUGAACACAAUUUGUAGUGCAAUAGGAAGAAAAUAAAUACUAUAUAUAUACAGUAGUACAGUAUAUACACACAAGGUGAUUCUCAAUUACAUGCAGUAAAUUGCUUGGUGUAUUCCUGGGACAGUUCUAAAGUACAAUGUCGAUAUCGAUAUAACAAAAUGUCGGAAUCUGCGUAGUUUGGUCACUACUGCUCUUGAAAGAGGUUGAGGUAAUGAGGACAGAGUGAGACAGCUGUAGGUGGUUGUGUCAUUUUAUCAACAUGACUCUACAGUGUUAUACAGUUGCAUUAUUACAGUAACUGUUCAAAAUUUACUGUAAUAAUGCAACUGUAUCACAUUGUGCUUUAGAACUGUCCCAAGAAUACACCCGGCAAUUUACUGCCUGUAUUUGAGAAUCACCUUGUGUAUACAGUUAUCCAUAAUAUUGGAAUGGAUUAGCUUCCUUGAAAACCAUUUGGAUCAAAUUUUCAGAUAGCAAAUGACAGAACAAAUGGGAAAAAUAAGGUCCAGUUCCCCAAUGACAAGAAAACCCGAAUAUUAUACAGGUACCAAAAAAAUAUGAACUCAAUGAUUGAACAGCAAAAACCUACCUAAGUACUGUAGUACAGGUACUGUAAUUUUGUACCUAACUACUGUAUGGUAAUUAUUAAACUAAAUAUAAUACUUAUGCAGUAAACUAUAUAGGAAUUUAUGCUGCAUAUAGAUACAUAGAUAAGAAACAUAAAUUCAGCUGUACUAUAAAUGUGCUGUGGAGUUGAUGGGAGAUGGAUCAUGAGGAGUCAACAUUAUGUACGGUAUAUAAAUUAGAUAUAUUUUAGUGAGAAUGAUAAAAGGGAAACACAGAAACAGUAAAUGAAUGGUGCUGGUUUUAGAAUUACUUUUUACAGAUUAUAUACAUAUGUACAGUACUGUAUACACAGUAUGUGUACACAUAUCAUACGUGCUACUUAUGUACAGUAAGUCCUCGCUUAACGUCGUGGUUCCGUUCCUGAAAACCGCAACGUUAACGGAAACAACGUCAACGAAAUCAAUUUUCCCCAUAAGAAAUAAAUAAAAUACGGGAGUUACGUUCCCCAGCCUCCCUUUGUCCCAUAAAAUACAUUACAUAUACAGAAAUUCAAUGGAACCUUUAUAGAAAAUAAUAUA
Homarus americanus (American lobster) is the source of this 3697-nucleotide messenger RNA. RefSeq names its product malonate--CoA ligase ACSF3, mitochondrial-like (gene Acsf3). Gene Ontology annotation, molecular function: medium-chain fatty acid-CoA ligase activity. Gene Ontology annotation, biological process: fatty acid metabolic process. The coding region runs from base 258 to 2042 and encodes 594 amino acids. The record is from RefSeq and is a predicted model, not a curated record. The transcript is spliced from 12 exons. NCBI's taxonomy places the organism in Eukaryota, Metazoa, Arthropoda, Malacostraca, Decapoda, Nephropidae.